UUUGAGCGUUGAAGAUUUUCCAAAGGAAUUUUUGUUGUUUGUUUCAAAAGUGCCAAAUUAAUCGCAGAUUUUAAUAAUUUUAGUCUAAUUAUUAAUUUAUUACUUCGUUGGAGUCGCCUUUCGUAUGCCAGCAAUCCGGUAGACGUUUCAAGAUGGAUUACAACGCCAGUUUAGACGAUAUAAUCAAGAAAAACAAAUCGAAAAUAGGCCUAAAAUCCAGGAACAAGAACUGGAAGAAUAAAAAUGCCAAACCGGCAGUGCGGACGAGUAACAAAAAGAAGCAAACGCCACCGCCGGCGUUCAAGCAAAAUCAGCCCGCAUUCAAAGCGAAGUUAAAGAAGAGGAAAAUCAUCGAUGUACCAGAUGCUCGUAUGAAAAUCAUCCAAAAUAAAAAGAAGUUACGUAGAAGAAGCGUAGAGAAUACGAGAAGCCCGUUGUUGAAAGACGCACGUUUGAAAAUCGAAGCUCGUAGGCAGAAGCAAAGAACACCUCCUCCUCGUGCUCUUCCACUACGUAGCAAUUUAGUUUCGAGAGGCGCAGCUGUGACGAGUUUAGCUCCUAAUGGUAUCAUUCAUCGUAGAAUUAAUCCUAAUAUGGCUAGAGAUAAUGGAAUACGUGUCGAAUACGAGGAUGACGAUAUGAUGAGUUUGGAGAACGAACCGAUCGCUCGAUCAAACUGGACGGAAAAGUUUACUCUAAGAAGAACCAUAAGCAAUCCUGUGGAUAGGAAACGUUUUCCUCCUACUUUGAUGGGUUAUCGUGAUCUAGACGCUGAGCCGGAAGAGCAGGAGUACUACGAGCGAAAUAGUGUACCAUUUAAUGAACUGACGCGAACAAUCACCAAUAUCAAAGCUUCGCCUUCGUUAAGAAGGAAUUACUCAUCCAGACUUUCAUCUCCUGUACGCCAGAGAUCAUCUCCUAUACGCCAGAGGUCACCCCCUAUACGUCAGAGAUCACCUCCUGUUCGCCAGAGAUCGUCACCGAUGCGUCAAAGCCCGAUCGACGAUAUGCGGCUUCCGCCACCUUCAAAAUCAUCUUAUUCCGCUCGAGAAUCUAAUUAUUCGUCCAGAGACAACAAUUACUCUUCUCGGGAUAACAAUUAUCCACCUAGGGAUAAUAAUUACUCGUCUCGAGACAACAAUUACCCGCCUCGAGAUUCCAACUACUCAUCUAGAGAUUCCAGUUAUCCACCUCGAGAUUCUAGUUAUUCGUCCAGAGAUUCCAAUUAUUUAUCCAGAGAUACAGGUUAUCCGUCUCGAGAACCGAAUUACUAUCGAAUUAUGAUAUCUAAUUUACACGAAAAAGUCACCACCGAAGAUAUAAAGGAACUCUUCGAAGAUAUCGGCGAUUUAGUCUACACGAGAAUGAGAAACGGUACGGCUGAGGUGGCUUAUAAGCAUCAAAAAGACGCCGAGAAUGCGGUGGAAAUCUACCAUAAUCGCCAACUAGACGGUUUACCCAUGAAAUGUACGUUAAUCACCAACACUUCCGAAUCUCCGAAUAAGAAACGUCAUUCGAGGCUACCUCCAGUCAGUACAAAAUCAUCGAUAGAACCGGAUACUUCGUUGAUCAAAAAAGCUCUAUUCAAUUAAUACGUAUUUUGAAAAGGGAUAAAUUUUUUGGGUGACUGUUUCCAACGUUUGGUAAUUUUUCAUACGGGUGUACUGUGUAUCUCUAUUGUACGUACGUACUAGCUUGUAUUUUACUAGUUUCGUUUUCUUCCUGUUGUGUAUUUUUUUCUUUUGACCUUGGAUUUUACGGUGACUUACUCGCUGCAAAAAAUAAUUCGACUUGUUUUAAUUUAUAUCCGUUUUAAUAAUUGUUCGUUUUAUGAAAAUUUUUGUAAAAUUUUACGCCUGUAAGGAUACUAUUAUCAUGAGCUAGAUUUCACUGUUUUGUUAUCAUUUUAUACGAAAUGAUCAUCGUCUUUUAUUUUAGUAAUUUUUUUUUCUUCUUUUUUUCUUGUAAAAAUGAGACUAAUGUUUCAUCAAUGAUGAAGGAGCGUAUGUUGAUUGAAAUUACGUAAAUUGUAUAAUCCGAUGUGUAAAUAAAAUAGAAGAUAGUAUGAUUUUUA
Planococcus citri (citrus mealybug) is the source of this 2074-nucleotide messenger RNA. RefSeq names its product serine/arginine repetitive matrix protein 1-like. The record is from RefSeq and is a predicted model, not a curated record. The coding region runs from base 153 to 1592 and encodes 479 amino acids. The transcript is spliced from 8 exons. Gene Ontology annotation, biological process: poly(A)+ mRNA export from nucleus. Gene Ontology annotation, molecular function: mRNA binding. Lineage: Eukaryota; Metazoa; Arthropoda; Insecta; Hemiptera; Pseudococcidae. Gene Ontology annotation, cellular component: nucleus; nuclear speck.